UUGGGCUUCUUAGCAAGACUGCAUUAUUGCAAGGAAACCGAACAGAUCAACAUCCCUGCUAAAUUUGGGAUGCUCACAAAACCACUGUAGCUGGUGCAAUUGUGAAGGUACAGCUAGAGGCUGCCUGUGGUAUCCCAUCCAGCUAUUGAUGUCAGCACUGAAUGUCGGAACUUGGAAGAAACCGCAGGUUCAGAAAUGGAACAGAGGAGAUCAGCUUGGCCGUUCCACUACGUAAACAAGUAUACAUACCCACAGGCAUACAGUUCUCAAAGGAUUACUAAACAACUAGAAGGCAUAUGCCUUUUGGAUCUGAGCUCACCUGCUGGCACAUAGGCCCUCUAGCACCUUCUGAUUCCACCUGAAGAGACCCAAAGAACGCUGUUCUGUCAACUGGGGCUUAGCAUCCUACAAGAGAAAGAGUCCGGUAGAAAAAGUUGGAUCAUGGUGGUGCAGAACAAUUUGGACCUUGGGGACACUAGGAAAGGCAUCCUCUUGGAGCCAUUCAUCCAUCAAGUUGGGGGCCAUAUGAGCAUGAUGAAGUAUGAUGACCACACUGUCUGCAAGCCCCUGGUCUCACAGGAACAAUGGUUCUAUGAAUCUCUCCCCACGGCAAUGAAACGAUUUACCCCUCAGUACAAAGGUACUAUUUCAGUAAACCUCAAGAAGGAUACCAUGGGCAAUCUGAGCCUCAUAGCCUGUCCACAAACGGAUCGGCGCAGUUCCUUGGAUAAUGCACCGAAGGAAUGUUCUAUGACGAUAUGGCAGAAGCUGAACCAGGCAAACACUAGCAACAGUGAUCACACAUUUGUCAAAUGGAAUCAUGACCAUCUCACAAAUACUAUCAAGGAGAGUUGCCAGGGUAAAGCAAUACUGCAAAGUGACCUUCAGUACCAUGGAGAUGUAUCUACACUUAUGGAAGAUGCCAAUGGGAACCAAGCAGAAAAGAACAGUUAUAAUCCAUGGGGACUGCACUGCCACAAACAGCAUCUCAACCGCAUAUCUUCCAAGUAUAAUGAGAACAAACCUCAUCAAUUUCUAUUGCUUGAGAAUGUGGUCUCCAAGUACAAAUGCCCAUGCAUUCUAGACUUAAAGAUGGGAACCAGACAGCAUGGUGAUGAUGCAUCAGAAGAGAAGAAAGCACGCCAGAUAAAGAAAUGUGAACAGAGUACAUCAGCAUCUCUUGGUGUUCGUAUUUGUGGCAUGCAGGUUUACCAGGCAGAUACUAACCAAUACCUCUGCAAAGAUAAGUACUAUGGGCGGAAACUUUCACCCGAUGGCUUCAGGCAAGCCAUCUACCAGUUCCUUCACAAUGGCAUGCGUUUGAGAACAGAACUUGUGGAACCCAUUGUAUCUCAGUUGAAAAUGCUGCUAUCCGUCAUCAAGAAACAGAGCACUUACCGCUUCUACUCCAGCUCACUUCUCAUAAACUAUGAAGGACUAGACAAAGCGAUGCCUUUGGACAGUCAAAGCUAUUGUCAAAAUACUAGCUGCUCCGUCCUUCAAGGAAACAGCCAUCCUAAAGUUGAUGUCCGCAUGAUAGACUUUGCUCAUACAACCUACAAAGGCUCAAAGAAUAAUCAGACUAUUUAUGAUGGACCAGAUCAUGGCUAUAUUUUUGGUCUAGAAAACUUAAUAAAAAUUGUCCAGAGCAUACCAGUGUGAGAACGAGAACUGCUAAAGUGACAGGAGACUAUAUGGUGGUUAAAUGGCAGAAUGCAUAUGCUGGGCCAGCAGUAGAAGGCCCACCUAACAACAACAACAUCAUCUGCACUGUUUGAAAAUGAUAAUGUGGGCAGCUUGCUAAGAAGAGCUCAGAUUAUACUAUAUGGCCACUGUAGACUGGCCAAACUCUAUCAAACAAUGAUCCAUCCAUAUUUGAAUGUUGCCUACUUGUAUCAUUUGUGAGCUAGGAGAAAAUAUUACUUGAAAGGAAUUUUUGGAGUUAAAGGUUUGUUAACCAACAAAGGCAAAGCAAAUACUAGGAUCAUGUAAAAGGACUAUGUAGAUACACUGGUGAGUUCUUAAAAACCUGCAGCUUUUCAUUUUCUCUCACUGGGUUUGACGGGUAAUUUCAGUUACAAGAUCAGAUGACAAUUGCCCUGCAUGUGCUCAGCUGACAGACAUUGGCACUUUCAAAAACACACAUUAAUUCCUCAAUUCUUUUUUCUAUAACAGUGUUUGCGGUAAUAGAUCCUCCAAGGAAUAUACAUAAUAGCCAAAAGAAGUGAACACAGUAGAACCCAAAUAUCAGCUGCAGGAAGGUUCCAUGGCUCCUCCUGGUGUGAAGCAGGUUUUUGAUGGAAGAGCUGGAAAAUAACUUGUUACACAGAGGGUACACAAUCUGUGAAAUGGCUGUCAUGAGGGCACUGGCUCCACAACAUUUUACACUACAGAGACAUGCACUUCCCAGAGAUGGGAAAUAUCUGGACAAACUACAAGUGGGAUUGUGGGAACCAUUGUCCAAAACAAUAAACAAAUCCCGUCUGUUUUGUCUAGGAAGUGCACAUACAGUGGUGCCUCGCUAGAUGAUUACCUCGUAAAACGGUUAAUUCACAAGACAAUGGGUUUUUGCGAUUGCU
Molecule: messenger RNA, 2579 nt
Organism: Pogona vitticeps (central bearded dragon)
Lineage: Eukaryota; Metazoa; Chordata; Lepidosauria; Squamata; Agamidae
Source: RefSeq, a predicted model, not a curated record